AUGCUAUCAUUUGAAAUCAUUUUCUGUGUACAAGGUGCAGAGACUGUACGAGAACUACUGGAUGUGGCAAAGCAGACAAUACCUUCAACCCACUGGCAUACUACCCCUGUGGUAUUAAAAGCCACAGCAGGACUGCGACUGCUUCCAGAGCAGAAAGCCCAAGCUUUGCUAUUAGAGGUCCAGGAACUAUUUGAGGAUUCUCCUUUUUUAGUACCAGAUGACUGUGUUAGUAUAAUGAAUGGCACAUAUGAAGGAAUUUUAGCCUGGAUCACAAUAAACUUCUUGACUGGCCACUUGUACGGUGCAAGUGAAAACACUGUAGGAAUCCUGGACUUGGGAGGUGCUUCCACUCAGAUUACUUUUCUCCCUCAGGCAGAGAGGACACUUGAUGCUGCACCUAAAGAUUAUAUCAGUUCCUUUGAAAUGUUUAACAGUUUCUACAAACUGUACACCCACAGUUAUUUAGGUUUUGGACUGAAAGUAGCAAGAUUGGCUGUACUAGGAGCAUUGGAUGCAAAAGAUGUUGACAACAGAAGAUUUACGAGUUCAUGUUUACCACAGUCUUUGAAGGCUGAAUGGAAAUUUGGUGGAAUUAACUAUAAAUUUGGAGGAAUGAAAGAAAUUCCUUCUGGCUUCCAAUCCUGCUACACUGAAAUUAUGAAGGUGAUACAAAAGAAACUUGAUCAGCAAGAUGAAAUCAAAAGGAGGACAUUCUAUGCAUUUUCAUAUUACUAUGAUCGAGCUGUAGAUGCAGGUAUUAUUGAUGUUGAGAAGGGUGGCAUUAUACGUGUGAAGGAUUUUGAAAUGAAGGCAAUAGAAGUGUGUGAAAACUUCAGUAAAGCAACCAAAGGUAGUCCCUUUCUAUGCAUGGAUCUGACAUACAUUACUGCCUUACUCAAGGAAGGUUUUGGAUUCCAUGAUAACACAGAACUACAGCUGACCAAGAAAGUAAAUAAUAUUGAAACUAGCUGGGCACUAGGAGCAGCAUUCCACCUCAUCCAGUCACUGAGGAGCACUGCACGAAUUGUAAAGCAAAUCUAAUGAGAC
This is a messenger RNA of Rhincodon typus (whale shark), 1047 nucleotides long. RefSeq names its product ectonucleoside triphosphate diphosphohydrolase 5a (gene entpd5a). The record is from RefSeq and is a predicted model, not a curated record. The transcript is spliced from 12 exons. Gene Ontology annotation, biological process: nucleoside diphosphate catabolic process. Gene Ontology annotation, cellular component: membrane. NCBI's taxonomy places the organism in Eukaryota, Metazoa, Chordata, Chondrichthyes, Orectolobiformes, Rhincodontidae. Bases 1 to 1041 code for a protein of 346 amino acids. Gene Ontology annotation, molecular function: GDP phosphatase activity; UDP phosphatase activity.